Messenger RNA from Laccaria bicolor S238N-H82, 957 nucleotides. RefSeq lists its product as uncharacterized. The record is from RefSeq and is a predicted model, not a curated record. The coding region runs from base 1 to 957 and encodes 318 amino acids. Lineage: Eukaryota; Fungi; Basidiomycota; Agaricomycetes; Agaricales; Hydnangiaceae. The transcript is spliced from 4 exons.
AUGGGGAAUUCCCAAAGGAUAGUGCGCGAGUCUCGAUUUCGCUCAACGUGCGGGGCGCGAGCAAGGCGCGAGACGGAUCUUGAUCUCACGGGGGAUAUAAAUAGCUGGCACCGCAAUUUGCUUCCGUCCCGCGUCCUGUCCUGUGCACACGCUGGCUGUGGUGAACAGGUGGAAGACAGAAUGACGGAUAGGACCAUCCGCGAGCUCCUCCAUCGUUCAUACUACCGUGACGAGUCUCAACAAAAUUCUCGGUCUUUCCAUCCUUACUCGAGCUCACAACGCACGACAUCCUCAUCCUCACAUUCAUCUACUCCAAGCUUAAUCGUGCCACCUCCCCUUCCACGAUCACAAUGCAUCCCACUGCCGCCCCUUUCCACUAUCGAGGUGGAAAUUAACCCGAUACUCGUCGCUGGGAUCGAGUAUAACAUUAGAGAACCCACCUCCUUCGCCGAAUGUCCUUCGCGACGACACAGUUCGCGAGGGAUGGACGCGUGGAGGUAUGAAGCUGCCGUUCAUCCGCCCGUUGCGUCGUUGACUAUAUUCCUCGACUUUGACCCGCACCGACCUAUCGUCGUCUUUCCCGCGAACAGGUAUGAUUCCGUCAUCGCGGUAUCCCAUGUUUUGGAUGCUGUGAAUCGGAGGGUGGGUAUGAUUGCAGAGGAGCUGGGGGAGGCGUAUAAUGCGGGAUAUACGGUGCAGCGUUUGAGAAGGGAGCGCUCCUCCUUCCGCACUUCUUACUGUACUCACUCCUCCCCCAACAACUCUGGAAAGCGAGUUAAGGGGUCUUCGUGGAGUAAAGAUUGUUUAUUGCCUCCUGCGGAUGCCAAGCGGAUGCACGAUCCAGCCAAAACGGUAUCAUAUCCCGGUCCCAUCGGGUUUCGAACUGCGGUGGUUUUCUUUGGCGUCAUCGCAAAUGCAUACGCCUUAGGCCUCAAACAUCCGCCAUUUUCCGAGUGA